Molecule: messenger RNA, 333 nt
Organism: Triticum turgidum subsp. durum (durum wheat)
Lineage: Eukaryota; Viridiplantae; Streptophyta; Magnoliopsida; Poales; Poaceae
Source: the annotation of a GenBank genome assembly
AUGGGAAAUAGCCUCCUAUUUGCUGUGGCCAUUGUAGUCAUUUACGCCACGGCAGUUGUUGGUGCAGGUUCAUGUGUGCCAAUAGACAUCAACAAUCCAGAUGUCCAGCGGCUUGGCAGGUGGGCGGUGGCAGAGCACGAGAACCAGGUACAGGACGGGAUCAAAUUCAACAAAGUUGUGAGAGCCGAGAGCGAUGAUGAUUUGGAACUAGGCUUACUCCUCCAUCUCUUCAUCGACGCAACCAACGGAGAUGGCAAGGAUGCCAAGUACGAGGCGGUUGUGGACCAGAUUCGCGGGAAACCCGAUCUCUUGGACUUUAAGUCGGUUAACUGA